Molecule: messenger RNA, 903 nt
Organism: Pectinophora gossypiella (pink bollworm)
Lineage: Eukaryota; Metazoa; Arthropoda; Insecta; Lepidoptera; Gelechiidae
Product: thioredoxin-related transmembrane protein 1-like
Exons: 6
Coding region: 2-880 (292 amino acids)
Source: RefSeq, a predicted model, not a curated record
CAUGGCGUGCGCGUACCGAAUUCCAAAAUUUUUACAAUUUUUCAUUAUUUUCACUAUUAUAUCAUGUAGUUUUAGUAGAUUAGUUAGUGCAAACGUUGAGCUAGAUGAAGAUAAUUGGAAACAAAUCCUCGAUGGGGAGUGGAUGGUGGAAUUCUACGCCCCGUGGUGCCCAGCGUGUAAUGCCCUCGCGCCAGUGUGGCGGGACCUGUCCACACAGGCGGCUCGCAAGUCGCUGGCGAUGCGAGCCGCUGAAGUAGACGUCACCAAAUCGCCCGGCCUGAGUGGACGGUUCGUCGUGACAGCGCUGCCUACUAUCUUCCACGUGAUUGACGGCGAGUUCCGGCAGUACAAGGGUCCUCGCGACGUGGACUCGAUGCUGGGCUUCGUGCAGCAGAAGCGCUGGCAGCAGACGGAGCCGGUGCCGGCGUGGAAAGCGCCGCACAGCCUGCAGAUGACCCUCGUCGCUGAGUUCUUCAAGCUCAGCCAGGUGCUCAGGAGUGUCCACACGAUGCUAAUGGAGCAGUACGGUCUACCGACGUGGGGCUCCUACCUUAUAUUCGCCAUCGGUACCAUCUUGAUAGGCGCGUUACUCGGACUGCUGCUGGUAUGCAUUAUAGAUCUGUUAUACCCGCCGCGCCGCUCCGACAAGGUGCUAGUGUCGGCGGCCGAGGCGCGACAUCGCGACCUCGACGGUAAGGGGGUGGACGACGAGCAGGAACUAAUCAACGAUGACAUAGUCGACGACAACGAGAAAGACAGCGAUGCCGAGAAGAAUUCUGCUAGCGAUUCGUCGUCGUCGGAGGCGGCGCCGGCGGCGGGCGGCGACGUGGCGGACGACAAGCCCGAGGUCCGCAAGCGACGGCCGAGGAAGGCCGACUAGACUGAACACCACACAUGCGCCAC